This is a messenger RNA of Athene cunicularia (burrowing owl), 2182 nucleotides long. RefSeq names its product LDL receptor related protein 11 (gene LRP11). The record is from RefSeq and is a predicted model, not a curated record. Gene Ontology annotation, molecular function: protein binding. NCBI's taxonomy places the organism in Eukaryota, Metazoa, Chordata, Aves, Strigiformes, Strigidae. The annotation marks the transcript as partial. The transcript is spliced from 6 exons.
AGCUUCUCUUUUUUUAUUGAAGAAGAGGAAGAAUAUGACGAGCCUCCACGGUGCAAGGCGGGACAAGAUAUUGUGCUGCAGUCACCUGUUGACUGGGUGCUUUUGGAUGGCCGAGAAAGUUCAGAUGACCAUGGAAUUGUGCAGUAUGAGUGGACGCUGCUGCAAGGUGACUCAUCGGUUGAAAUGAAGGUACCACAACCAGGAACACUGAAACUGUCUCACGUUCAGGAAGGCGGGUAUGUUUUCCAGCUAACUGUGACAGACACUGCAGGUCAGCGGAGCUCUGACAAUGUCUCUGUGACCAUUCUGCCCAUGGUUCAUUCUGCAGUAGCCUGUGUUGGGGUUUGCUCUCGCUACCAAUUUAUCUGUGAUGAUGGCUGCUGCAUUGACAUCACGUUUGCUUGCGAUGGUGUGAGACAGUGCCCCGAUGGAUCAGAUGAAACUUUCUGCCAGAACUUUAGCCCAGGUCGGAAGACAGUGACACAUGCAGCUCUUGGCACUACCCAGCAAAGGAUGGUAGGACUGAUUGAAAACACAGAUGAAGACAUCUCUGCAGAAAACACCCUGAAAGCCACUGCCAGAAAUCAACCGCUUCUCUCAGUGGAUGCAGACAUGUCUAACCAAUCGCUUUCUCAGGGACCAAAGAAACAAAUCAGUGGAUUUGUGCCAGAUAACAGUUCCUCAGGGAAAAGAACGGAUAAUAAAAAUGAGAAUGGCAUAAUGGUGCCAAAAAGAGAUCAGCUUGGAGGUAGUCAUCCAGUCCCAGAAACAGGUGCUGUGUUACCCUUAGCCUUAGGCUUGGCCAUCACUGCUUUACUGCUGCUUAUGGUUGCUUGCAGACUGCGUUUAGUGAGACAGAAGCUUAAAAAAGCUCGACCCAUUACAUCUGAAGAGUCCGAUUACCUCAUCAAUGGGAUGUACCUCUAAAAAUUGGAUUUAGGUCAGUUGUUUUCUCCCCUUUCUCCUGUGUCCAUGAACCUCUGCCUCUAUAAAAGGACCAAAACUUUUAGUUAAGUUUCAAUUGUAGAAGCCUAUGAGAUGAGGAACGUGUUCUUCCCCUUUGGUGAUAAAAUAAAAAAGCAGGUAGAUGCCUGGGCUCAGAAAGUAAGAAGUGUUCAGGCUCCAGAGACUAGCUCCAGUUGGCUCUUGUGCAGAAGGCACUGCAAAGUGGGGACACCCCAAACUGGACAUGAGGUGCCCUUGCCCCACUACCCUCCGCCAGCAGUUGGUGUGCUGGCCGUGGCAGAGUAUGCCAUGGGGCCAGGGCGCUGCAGCAGCUGAGGCCCAGCAGCCCUGGCCGAGGCGUAGAGGGGGCCUGUGCUGCCCUGCUCCUCUCAGCGCUGCUGCCACUCCUCUCUGGGGACUGGGACGCUCCAGACCAACGCGUUACUUCGCUGUCCAGCAAAGAGACUGAUUUGUGCACUUUCCACUUGAUGCAUUGGGAGGAUUUUCAUUAAAAAAUUUGUCUUGCUUUGUUAAUUAAAAGCAAUUGCUCUAAGCACCAGCUUUUGUAAUGAAAUUUGAGAUUUAAGGAACAAAGCAUCUUUUUUUCAUUUGUAGUUUAAACCUCUGUACAGCUAACAGAGUCAUGCUUCCUAAAUGCUAAAGUGAAAAAAUGCAAGUCCUCAGUGGAUGAGUUUGGACUUAGCAGUGCUCAACAGCAGUCAUGUGUGAUCCCAGAGCUAUGUCUCUCCUCAGAGCUCAGGGCUUGUUCAGCCUUUUCCACCCCUAGCUUGACACCUUCCACAGUGCGAGAGAGCAGCACACAGUGGCUUUUACCUGAGACACUGGAGCGUAGGAUUCCUGUUGGUUAUCCCAUAGCUUCCUGCAAAGCUUGAAAGCUUCGGUGACCUGCCCUCACCCCAGAAAAAUUCUUAUAGAAUUAGAGCAAGUAAUUGGUAUGUGUGAGUGACCUUCAGAUGUGUUAAUAGUAAAAUGUGUACAGUACAUGUUAUAUAUACACACACACCACAUGCUGUCUAUCUUGUUUGACUGUCCAAGGAUAUCACAUUCAUCACAGGUCCCAAUAAAAAGAGGCAAAAUGAGGCAUGCAUCUUUUUGUAUGUCGUCUUUUGUAACUUUGAGUCGGCAAGAAUAUUCCAUGGUAUACAAAUAGUUCUUCAAGUUGCUCGGUCUUGAUUACUUUAUGUAAAAUAGCUCUAAUAAACCUAUUUUGUUCUUA